This is a messenger RNA of Trichomonas vaginalis G3, 1086 nucleotides long. RefSeq names its product protein serine/threonine kinase protein. Bases 1 to 1086 code for a protein of 361 amino acids. NCBI's taxonomy places the organism in Eukaryota, Parabasalia, Trichomonadida, Trichomonadidae. Gene Ontology annotation, biological process: protein phosphorylation. The record is from RefSeq and is a predicted model, not a curated record. Gene Ontology annotation, cellular component: nucleus; cytosol; protein kinase CK2 complex. Gene Ontology annotation, molecular function: protein serine/threonine kinase activity; ATP binding. The transcript has a single exon.
AUGAAAUUCGUAUCAUGUAUAUCAACUUCGGAACUUAAAUCUAAAUGCCUUAGGAAAGAUAUGCGUGGAGUUGAUAUAUGUGCAUGCGUCAAAUUCAUAUUUUUCAUCAAUAAAUUGCAAAAAAUAAUCAUCCUUCCAAUCGGCAAUUGUCACUUUUACUCAGUUAUGAGUAGCAGUGAGAGGAGACCAGCUGGCGGACCAAGGAAAAUACCAGAAAAACUACCAGAGAUUGAAACAAUUCAGUAUGGUGAAAAACUUGGACAAGGCCAUUUCUCUGAAGUAUACGAAGGCGUUUAUAAAAACGAAUUUCCUGUAGCAAUAAAAGUCAUUGAAAGAGGAUCUGAUCAUCUCAUAUCAACAGAAAUCCAAUUACUACAAGAUCUUCGUGGUCUUCCACACAUUGUUCAGCUCUACGAAGUAAUUCAUAAAGAAAAUACUGUCUUAGUAUUUGAACUCGUUAAAUCCUUAGAUACAGAUGAUUUCUUUGACGAACUUACUCCGAAAAGGCUUAAAUUCUGCCUCAAAGCACUUUGCACUGCAUUACAAGCUGCUCAUAGAAAAGGUGUUGUUCACCGCGAUAUCAAAUUAGAGAAUGUAAUGAUAAGUGAAGACUUCUCUGACCUCAAAGUUAUUGAUUGGGGCUGUGGAACUUAUAUAACAGAUUCAAUGUCACCAAAAGCAGGUUCGCGUACUGUUAGAUCACCAGAAAUGUUACUUGGUUACCGCGGAUAUGGCUCUGCAGGCGAUUGCUGGGCUGUCGGAGCCUUUAUUUACGAUGUUUUGACAGAUGGUCGCAUCCCAUGGAAAGCCAAAUCCAGUCCAGAAGCUUUAGGUAAAAUGUCCACUAUAUUUGGCGGUUCUGCUUUAUUUGGUCUGGCAAAGAAAUUAGAUAUCGAUGUUGACGAACAAGCAGCAGCUUUGAUGAACCACCACGCUAAACAUACAAUUGACAGCUUCUUCUCAGAGGACUGCAGCGAUUUGGUCGAUGAUAAUCUCGUAGAUUUGAUGCAUCACUUAUUAGAGAUUGAUCCAUCAAAGCGUUAUACAAUGGAUCAAGCCCUCGGUCAUCCUUAUUUCACAUCAUAA